AUGACCGCCCUACCCCCAGAUGCCCUACUUCGCGACUAUCAUCGACCCGGGCACCCACCGGACCCCCUGCCCGACCGGACCACGGAUGAACGUCUGAAAGACCUGAUCAUCAAGUACAGCGAUGAAAUGCACCGCCUGUGCGAAGCAGGCUCUGAGCAUCGCAAGCCUCCGCGUCCCGACCAGUGCCCGAAAUGCGGCACCGUUCUAACUACCUGGACGCACGUCGAGGAGAAAGUCAACGUUAGGAGGUACACCGGCGGUGCUUGGAUGUUCAUCCACGACCGUCCCGGCCAAAUGGGAUGCUCCUGGUUCCCGGUGCAAACGGGACCUACCGAUGCUGAGCUGCAGGCAAUCGAGCGGCACAGGAAGAUGGAACACGCCGAGAACGAGGCUGUUCAGGCGCGUCUACUCGAAAGGCAGAAAGAGCACGAGGAACGGAAGAUGGAGCGUGAACGCAGACGAGAGCAUAAGAAGGAGCGACAUGCACGGCAGGAGGAGCAGGAGCAAACCCCUGUCGCCAUUUUGGACGGCAACUAUCACCUGAAACCUCGAUCGGAUGCACAGACCGCGACGCAUGCCUACGGCCACUACCAGACAGCUAAAGAGUGGAUGACGGCCGUGAAGCUUGCCGAUGGCAUCCAAAAGAGACGUCGCCGGGUCAAAAAGGACGUCAAAGACCCCAUCUGGUACAAGAUCAACAAGAACGUGAGGAAGCAGCAGGAUAAGGAAGACGACGACGAGCUACAGAAGAAAAUCGAUGAUAUGAUCACCUAUGGCACGGACCCAGGGAAACGCCGCCGCAAGGACGAGGAGAGUGACGUCCAGGGUCAUGUUCGAGGCGCAAAACGUCGUCGCGAUGGCCAGGAGACGGACGGGGACGAGCAGAUGGAUUCGGAGGUACAACAAGGGUGA
This is a messenger RNA of Epithele typhae, 912 nucleotides long. RefSeq lists its product as uncharacterized. The record is from RefSeq and is a predicted model, not a curated record. NCBI's taxonomy places the organism in Eukaryota, Fungi, Basidiomycota, Agaricomycetes, Polyporales, Epitheliaceae. The transcript has 4 exons. The coding region runs from base 1 to 912 and encodes 303 amino acids.